Messenger RNA from Mobula hypostoma (lesser devil ray), 3704 nucleotides. Its product is annotated as zinc finger protein 850-like. Bases 933 to 2981 code for a protein of 682 amino acids. Gene Ontology annotation, cellular component: nucleus. The record is from RefSeq and is a predicted model, not a curated record. The transcript is spliced from 2 exons. Gene Ontology annotation, biological process: regulation of transcription by RNA polymerase II. Gene Ontology annotation, molecular function: DNA-binding transcription factor activity, RNA polymerase II-specific; sequence-specific DNA binding. Lineage: Eukaryota; Metazoa; Chordata; Chondrichthyes; Myliobatiformes; Myliobatidae.
GUGGCUGCAAAUGAAAGAUGAGAAACAUUUUGAAACUGUUUGAUUGAAAAAAGAUGGUUAAUUUCUGCAAAAUACUUUUGGAAAUCAACAGAUCAGGCAGCAAAUGUGGAGAGGAAUAAAUAGAGAACGUUUAGGCCGAGUCCCUUCAGCAUUCCUAGAAUAUGUACUCCUCUGCUUAGUUGCUGCCAGCAUUUUGUGUGUGUGGGCGUCUCAGUAUUUCCAGCAACUUCAGAAUCUUUUGUAUUUCAUAUCUGCAUUUGUAAGAGGAUUGUACCUUGGCAUUAGAUACACGGACUACCUGUUGGUAUUGAGUAUAUUGCUUAUGGGAGCCGCCAACACAUGGACAUGGAACCAGUGCUUGCAGAAACGUUUAAUGAUACCGUGAUCACGCAUGAGCCCCGCCGGCCUUGAGAAUUUCGCCGUCGCCGCAGUACCGAUCAAAUGCGCAGGCGUCAGGGUUGUUGACGGUGCCGAAAAUCACGCAUGCGCGCUGUACACAAAAGGCUUCGGAAUGAUCGGAGAAGGUUAAAAACAACAAGGAAUUUAUCUAUGGGAAUCUCAAACACAACCCACCAGUUUUGCUGUCUCUGUCCAGAUACUUAAGAAGUGGAGCAAGGGAUUCACUCGAUCAUCCUUCCUGCUCAGACCGUGGGGAAGGAUUCACUCGAUCAUCUGACUGACUGACAUGCCCAUCAUUUUACACAGGGGGGAACCCAUUCAUCUGCUCAGACAGUGGGAAUGGAUUCAGUCGGUCAUUUCAGCUGAAGGUACAUUAGCAAAUUCACACUGGGACAAGGCCAUUCACCUGUUCUGUGUGUGAGAAGGGAUUCAGUCAGUCUUCCCAUCUGUGGACACACCAGUCGGUUCACACUGGGCGGAGGCUGGUCAUCUGCUGAAUUUGUGGGGAAGGAUUCAGUCGGUCAUCUGACCUAAUGGCUCACCAGCGAGUUCACACCAGAGAACAGCCGUUCACCUGUUCAGACUGUGGGAAGGGAUUUAAUUGGUCAUCGAAACUGAAGGAACAUCAGAGAGUUCACACUGGGGAGAGGCCGUUCACCUGCUCAGUCUGUGGGAAGGGAUUCACUUGCUCAUCUAAACUGAAGGUACAUCAGAGAGUUCACACUGGAGAGAGGCCGUUCACAUGCUCAGACUGUGGGAAGGGAUUUACUUGUUCAUCGGGACUGAAGGAACAUCAGAGAGUUCACACUGGAGAGAGACCAUUCACAUGCUCAGUCUGUGGGAAGGGAUUCACUAAAUCAUCUCAGCUACUGAGACAUCAGUCAGUUCACACUGCAGAAAGGGAUUUCACCUGCUCAGACUGCGGGAAGAGAUUCACUCACUCUUCCACCCUACAGAGACACCAGUCAGUUCACACUGGGGAGAAGCCAUUCACCUGCUCAGACUGUGGGAAGGGAUUCACUCGGUUGUUUCAACUGAAGGUACAUCAGAGACUUCACACUGGGGAGAGGCUGUUCACUUGCUCAGAUUGUGGGAAGGGAUUCACUCGGUCAGCCGACCUGCUGGGACACCAGUCAGUUCACAUUGGGGAGAAGCCGUUCACCUGCUGUCAAUGUGGGAAGGGAUUCACUCGGUCAUCCACCCUACAGCGACACCAGCAAGUUCACACUGGUGAGAGGCCGUUCACAUGCACAGUCUGUGGGAAGGGAUUCACUCAAUCAUCAACCCUACAGAUACACCAGCGAGUUCAUGUUGGGGAGAGGCCGUUUAAAUGCUCAGACUGUGGGAAGGGAUUCACUUCAUCAUCUCAUCUACUGACGCACCAGUCAGUUCAUACUGGGGAGAGGCCGUUCACCUGCUCAGUCUGUGGGAAGGGAUUCAGUCAGUCAUCUAACCUACAGAGACACCAGCGAGAUCACACUGGGGAGAAGCCGUUCACCUGCUCAGUCUGUGGGAAGGGAUUCGCUCGGUCAUCCACCCUACAGAGUCACCAGCAUGUUCACACUGGGGAGAGGCCGUUCACCUGUUUGUUGUGUGGGAAGGGAUUCACUCAGUUACCUAACCUACAAGCACACAAGUCAGUUCACACUGGAGAGAGGCGGUUUACCUGCUCAGAUUGUGGGAAAGGAUUCACUUCGUCAUCUCAGCUGAAGGAACAUCAGCGAGUUCACACUGGGGAGAGGCCGUUCACCUGCUCAGACUGUGGGAAAGGAUUCACUUCGUCAUCUCAACUUAAGGUACAUCAGAGAGUUCAUACUGGGGAGAAGCCGUACACCUGCUCAGACUGUGGGAAGGGAUUCACUCAAUCAUCAACACUACAGGUACACCAGCGAGUUCAUACUGGGGAGAGGCCGUUUAAAUGCUCAGACUGUGGGAAGAGAUUCACUCUGUCAUCUCACCUACUGACACACCAGAGAGUUCAUACUGGGGAGAGGCCGUUCACCUGCUCAGACUGUGGGAAGGGUUUCACUCAAUCGUCAACCCUACAGAUACACCAGCGAGUUCACACUGGGGAGAGGCCAUUUAAAUGCGCAGACUGUGGGAAAGGAUUCACUUCAUCAUCUCACCUACUGACACACCAGUCAGUUCAUACCAGGGAGAGGCCAUUCACUUGCUCAGUCUGUGGGAAGGGUUUCACUCAGGCAUCUCACCUAAAGAGACACCAACGAGAUCACACUGGGGAGAAGCCAUUCACCUGCUCAGACUGUGGGAAGGGAUUCACUCAAUCAUCCGAACUACUGGGACACCAGUCAGUUCACACUGGGGAGUGGCGUUUCACCUGCUGUGAAUGUGGGAAGGGAUUCACUCGGUCAUCCCAACUACUGGCACACCAGCGAAUUCACACUGGGGAGAGGCCGUUCACCUGCUGUGAAUGUGGAAAAGGAUUCAAGCGGUCAUCUCAUCUACAGAGACACCAGUCAGUUCAUACUGGGGAGAGGCCAUUCACCUGCUGUGAAUGUGGGAAGGCAUUCACACGAUCAUCUCAUUUACUGAGACACCAGCGAGUUCACACCUUUGUCUGACGUAUUGAGCUAAUGGUUCCAGAUAUAAUGUGAGGAGAAGCGGUGACCAUGCACAACCCUGUCUCGUGCCCCUUUGUAAGAUUGAGUAAAACUGCUGCUGGAUCCCAGAAUGUGCUAGAUUGUGUCUGGUUUCUCUUGGCAUUUUCUGCAUUUAUUGCGUGGUUUGUAUGUCUUUUACGUAUUUUUGAUUUGUUUUUAAAAUGUUAACCACAUUGUCCGGUAUUUCCCCAAGGUACCCCUGUUUCUGGUAAGAGGUCUCCAACUCUGAUUCGGGCACUCGAUGCUUCCUGGUCACCAUCUUGUUUGCUCAGAUCAUUGGGAUGUCUCCCAUAGAGGGUUGCACUUAUUCCACUGGUUAAUGUUUUCUUCCAUAGUGAUGAUUCAUUUUUCUGAGUUGGCCUCGCAUUUAAGUUUUCUGGUCUGUAUUUCUUAUCAGAAUUGCGUAUACCUGCAUAGUGUGCUGAAUACUGUUUAUUUUGUAUGAAAAUAUAUACUUUAGAAAUCUUAUCAGACUUGUAAACGUAACUUUCCUGGAUUAAAUAACGACAGCACAAAAAGAUCGUUACUUUUCACCCGUUUAUUUCUUUCAGCUCAGCUGGCGAGUAAACUUGGACCCGACAUCAGGGAGACAAUCGUUUGUCAUCCCCCCGGCGGUUCUACAAGUUCACUGCCUGAUGUCAGAAUUGUUAGAAGUUAUAAGGCCACCGAUACAAAAGAACAAUC